Papaver somniferum (opium poppy) is the source of this 3902-nucleotide messenger RNA. RefSeq names its product putative disease resistance protein RGA1. The transcript has a single exon. Gene Ontology annotation, molecular function: ADP binding. Gene Ontology annotation, biological process: defense response to other organism. The record is from RefSeq and is a predicted model, not a curated record. Lineage: Eukaryota; Viridiplantae; Streptophyta; Magnoliopsida; Ranunculales; Papaveraceae. The coding region runs from base 67 to 3696 and encodes 1209 amino acids.
UUUAUUCUCUUGAUUUCUUAAUCUUCUUUUCAAUAAAGUGGUUUCUAUACUUUCAAAUAUCUCAAAAUGGCCAUUGAAAGAAUCCUUAUUAACGGUGUAACAGAAUUAUUGAAGAAUUUUGUGAUCCCUGUGGUCGCCAAAAAUAUUGGUUUCACUUCGAGUCUCAAAAAUGACUUGAGAAAGCUUCGAGACACCUUAGAGAUGAUUCUUGCUAAAAUAGCUGAUGCCGAGGAGAAGCAAGAGAAGAGUAAUGAGUUGCGACUUUGGCUGAAAAGGCUCAAGGAUGUUUCUUAUGAUGCUGAUGAUGUUAUGGAUGAGCUCUCUUACGAAACCAUGCGUCGUAGCGAAAGAGAGAGCUUCAAGUAUAAGGCUCGUGAUUUCUUUUCAUCAUCUAACCCAGUUGCAUAUCGUCGUAAGCUAACUAAACAAAUUAAGGAAAUUAAUAUCUUAGUAGAUGAAAUUGCGAAAGAUGUGCAGAAGUUUCAGUUGCAAACUAUGAAUAACCCUGCUUCUACCAUUGCCAAUGGUGGAAGCAGUGAGCAACGGAACCGGCAAACUGCAUCCAGCAUAAUCGAUUCAGAGAUUGUUGGAAGGAAGGAUGAUAAGAAGAAAAUAAUUGAUUUAUUAACAAAGGCCACCGCAUCAUCAUCAGGUACUGUCAAUCAAUUUUUGGAAAAGGUUCCUAUAAUCUCCAUUGUGGGGAUGGGUGGACUUGGGAAGACCACCCUUGCUCAACUCGUUUACAAUGAUAAGUGGGUAAUUGAACAUUUCGAUACGAGAAUUUGGGUCUGCGUAUCAAAUUUUUUUGAUGUGGAAACCGUCUUAAUAAAAAUUAUGGAAUCCAUUACUCUAGCUAAGUUUCAUAGUGUAUCAAAUUUUGAUCUAUUGGUGAAUAAGGUUCAAGAUAAUCUCCAGGAUACGAAAUUUUUGCUAGUACUUGACGAUCUGUGGAACGAGAAUAUUCUGCAAUGGGAGAGACUCAAGAAUCUGUUGCUCGUUGCUUCUCAAGGGAGUAAAAUAUUGAUCACCACACGUCGCAUGCAGGUUGCAGAUGUUGUAAAGGGGAGCAUUCGUCCAUACCAUUUGGAAGAAUUACAAGAACAUGAAUGUUGGUCUAUCAUGGAGAAAAGAGCAUUUUCUCCUGGUGGAGCACUAAAGACCCCAAACAUGACAACCAUCGGAAUGGAGAUGGCAAACAAAUGUAGUGGUUUACCACUUGCAGCAAAAUUACUUGGAAGUCUAAUGCAUUUGAAAAAUAAAGAAAGCGAUUGGUUGUCGAUUACAGAAACUGGCCUCUGGAAUACACAAGAAGGUCAAAGCCAAAUGCGACCAAUACUGAAAUUGAGUUAUGAUAACUUGACGCCUCAUCUGAAACAAUGUUUCUCUUACUGCUCCAUCUUUCCCAAAGGUUGGGAGAUUAAUAAGGAAACAUUGAUUCAGUUGUGGAUAUCAGAAGGAUUCUUGGAGUCCUCUUCUAGUAUUGGAAAUGAACGGUCGAUAGAAGAUAUUGGAGAAGAAUAUUUUGAUAGUUUGGUGCGGAGUUCAUUUUUAGAUGGUGUGGAAAAGAAUGAUUUAGAUGACAUAAUCACGUGCAAGAUGCAUGAUCUUGUCCAUGAUCUAGCACGAGACACUGUUGGGAAUUGUGAAUGUGCGACUGUGAAGGUAAGCAAGUUGGAAAAUAUUUCAGAUGUUCGACGUUUACAAUUAAUAUCAGAUGAUGAAUUACCAACAGCACGUCCCCGAGCCUUGAGUGAAUUGAAGAAGUUGAGGACAAUUAUCAUCCUUGAACCAAACUACGGUCUGAAGGAUUACUCAUUCUCAAGAAACAAGAAAUUGCGUGUGCUACAUUUUGGUCCAAUAGCUGGUGGCUGCAAAAGGAUUAGAUAUCCGGCUGCUAAUAAGUUAAAGCAUUUAAGGUACUUCUACCUGUCCAAUUUAAAUCUUAGUGGCAUGAGGCGUAGUGAUCAAUACAUAAGUAAACUUUACAAUUUGCAUACUUUGGUGUUAAAAAGGUGUGGCUCUGUCCAAAAUCUUCUAAAAAACAUGAGAUUUUUGAAAAAUCUAAGGUUCCUUGACAUCUCGUUUACGGAUAUUAAAGAACUACCUGAUUCUCUCACUAGUCUUAAUUUGCAGAAAUUAGAUAUCAGUCAUUGCAACAGCUUAACCAACUUUCCCAACUCUGCCACCACUGGUUUGAAACAUCUAAAAUUUCUUGAUAUGUCGUUUACACCUAUUGAAGAACUACCUGGUUUCAUUAUCAACCUACACAAUUUGCAGACUUUUAAUGUCAAUAGCUGCAAGAAAUUAAAGUCUUUACCAGAAUAUGUUGCAGGUCUUGCUAAUUUGAGGAUAUUUAAUUUUAAAGAAUGCACAUUACUUGAGGAAAUUCCCAAAGAUUUUGGAGCCUUAACACAGUUAAGAUACCUGAACUUCUAUGGUACCGAGAUUAAAGUAUUACCCGAGUCUUGCGCUAACCUACACAAUCUUGAUUUUGUUGAUCUUUUCAAGUGUGAGCUUCCCAAAGAUGUCACAAAUUGGACAAAACUUAGAAAAUUUGUUUACUUUCAGCCGAGAAACCAAAUAAUAUUGGGUGUAGGGAAACUAGUUUGCCUUGAAACAUUGGUUUACUCGGUGCCAGAAAAACUAAUAAACGGAUCACCUGAAUGUAAUGUUGGCAUCGAAGAGUUAAGAAACCUAAACAUUCUUGAGGAUCUAACUAUUGUGAAUCUUGAGAACGUGAAAGACCCAACUGAUGCUAAGAAAACAAAUCUGAAAGAAAAACAUAACCUUCGCGAAUUACUACUAGGUUGGGGUGAAAUAGAAGAAGAGUUGGGCAUGAUGAAGUGGGAUCACAAGUCAUGUAACUUUCAAGUAUUUGAAGCUCUCGAACCUCCCUCGAGUUUGAGAUAUUUGAAUAUACAGAAUUUCAUGGGGUGUGACCUUCCCACGUGGAUGUCUCGUCUUCCAGAACUGGAAUUUUUGGUACUUAUAAAUUGCAGCAGAAUUAAAAAACUACCAGCAUCUAUUGGGCAGCUCUCGUGUCUCAAGUGUCUUGAUCUUACAGCAAUGACUUUAAAGAGUUUACAUAUUGGCGGAUUUCCUUCCUUAAUCCAACUCGAUCUUACUGAUAUGUUCAAUCUAGAAGAAUUGAGUUUUUCAUAUCCUUCUUGUCUUCAGCAUCUGAGUAUCAAGGGCUGCAAAAGGUUAACAGAAAUCCCUUCAUUUCCUUGUCUGAUGCAAUUGUUAUUACACGAGACCGACCACAAGUUAGUAUGCUCGGUUGUGAGAAGCCAGGCAUCUCUCACGGAACUAUUUUUGGAGAAUAUUGACGAGCUUGUAUACUUCCCAGUAAGCACUUGCAAUCUUCAAGUUUUGCAAAUUAAAGAGUGCAAUCAGUUUGAAGGCUUUGGUGUAAAUAAUGAUGAGAACGAGAAUAACGCGGUUGCUCUUUGCAAUAGCUCUCUUCAAAGGUUGGCCCUCAUCGAUUGCCCAGUUCUAAGGUUUCUUCCAGAUUUACGAGGAUCAACUUCUCUUAGAAAGUUAGCCAUUUGGAAUUGCCCAAAAGUGAAAAAGUCUUUAACCUAUGAUCUCAGAUGCCUCUCCUUUCUUAAGAUGCUACAUGUCGAUUUUAUCCAAAGAGAUGACAAGCGUGGAGAUCCAUCUACGCAUGAGGAGUUGAUUAAUUUGUUGUGGUAACAACAGGUACUCUCACUAUCACAGGCCACAGACUUGAUCUGACUGAUUGGGUUUAUUAUAUAGCACUGAUGUAAAUGAUUUGUUCUACUAUGGUUUUGUAGUCCGGGGAUAUUGAUUUUCUGUAAAUGGGUUGUGAAUGUUGAUAUGAAUUGUGCUUCUGUCAAAUAAUUUUAUGUAUGUGCAAUAGUGAUUGCAUGUAUUUUCUU